Tarenaya hassleriana is the source of this 1404-nucleotide messenger RNA. RefSeq names its product transcription activator GLK1. NCBI's taxonomy places the organism in Eukaryota, Viridiplantae, Streptophyta, Magnoliopsida, Brassicales, Cleomaceae. Gene Ontology annotation, cellular component: nucleus. Gene Ontology annotation, molecular function: transcription cis-regulatory region binding; DNA-binding transcription factor activity. The record is from RefSeq and is a predicted model, not a curated record. Gene Ontology annotation, biological process: positive regulation of DNA-templated transcription.
UCUCUCUCUCUCUCUCUCUCUCUCUCUCUCUCUCUCUCUCCACAGCCUGGUUAAGAGAGCACAGACCAAAGAGCAAGAGGGAACCAAAAACACUUUAAACGGAAGAACAAAAGAGGAGAAGCUUUCAUCCUUAUUGCUAAACUCCUUUUCUUUUAUAUCAGACAUGUCUCCCUUCCUCAUGUGAUACAACCCCAAACAUAGUAAUAUUUACGAUAUAUAAACACUUGAAUGCAUACAUAUAUUAUCGUACCGUAUAUACGUAUAAAUUAAGGAGCUAGCAUAUAUAUAUAUAUAGGCCGGCCGUCUCCGGGGAAGAAGCAAAGAAUAGGGGAGAGUGAUAUGUUAGCUUUGUCGUCGGUGAGGACCCCCACGAACAAAGAUGAGAGAGGAGGAGGAGGAGGGGUUGAGGAAGUUCUUAACGAGACGUGUGAAUUCACUAUCGACCCGGAGGAGUUCCCGGAGUUUUCGGACCACGGCAAUCUCCUCGACAGCAUCAACUUCGACGAUCUCUUCGGGGGAGAUUCACUGCCGGACCUUGAGAUCGACCCCGAGAUCUUGACGGUCGAUCAGAUGAACGCUUCCUCGACGGUGACCACGGCCGAAGGAAAGGAGGGGGACGAGGAGGAGAGUGGUUCGGCCGGGAAAUUAGGCGAAGAGGUUGUGAGCAAGAGAGAGGACGCUAAGAAGAGGAAACAUGCCUCUCCUCCUUCCAACAACAGCCAAGGCAAGCAGCGCAAGAUCAAGGUGGACUGGACACCGGAGCUUCACAGAAGAUUCGUUCAGGCAGUGGAACAACUGGGAGUGGACAAAGCCGUACCCUCUCGGAUUCUGGAGCUAAUGAACAUCGACUGUCUCACCCGUCACAACGUCGCCAGUCACCUCCAGAAGUACCGGUCUCAUCGGAAACAUUUGCUGGCGCGUGAGGCGGCGGCGGCGGCCAGCUGGACGAGGAAACGGCAGAUGUACGGAGCGGACGGUGUGGGCGGGGGCGGGGGCGGGGUUGGGAGGAAGAGCGUGGGGUUUCCUCCGCCGCAUUUCAGGCCGUUGCACGUGUGGGGACACCCGACCACGGUGGACCACUCGACGACCACGGUCUGGCCCAAACACAUUCCUAUGGCUCAUCCUCCCUUUUGGCCCUCUCUUCCUCCUUCGGAUCCUCCCUUUUGGCACCCUAUUCAAAAUGGAAAGACGGCAGGGACACCGUGCUUCCCGGCCACACACAUGAACUUUGGAAUGCCGCCGGUGGCCGGAAUCCCCCACCCGCCGAUGCCGAGACAUCAGACAGUGUUCAAGUCGGAUCCAGGCUUUGGUCCCCUCGUCGGACAAUCUGGCCCUCGUCCUCCUCCGGUCGACUUACAUCCCACAAAGGAGAGCGUGGACGCAACCAUAGGAGACGCGCUGAAG